Molecule: messenger RNA, 760 nt
Organism: Acromyrmex echinatior (Panamanian leafcutter ant)
Lineage: Eukaryota; Metazoa; Arthropoda; Insecta; Hymenoptera; Formicidae
Source: RefSeq, a predicted model, not a curated record
CAUUUUAUGUACCUAUACGUAUAAUAUUCUCGAUUCUUCCUAAUAUUGCACACAGUGUUCUUAUUCGCAAUGUGCGUUUUCACGUCGCAGUGGAAAGUAUGAAAGUAUCAACAACAAACUCGUAUAUAAUGUGCACUCGAGAUAUGAUACACACAUACGACAUGCACUGCUCUUAUCGUUCGUCACAAUCACCAAUCCAGCUCACUGCAUCCAAGUGAUCCAAGUUAACGUUCGAGCGUGUCGCACAACAUAAAGGCGGGACGUUGCGUGUAAAUAACAUCGAGAUACUUCUCGAGACAUUAGAAACGCAGGAGGAGCUGUCGGAUGAUAGAGCGAUAUCGUGGCGUGAUGGCCGAUAACGAUGUGCCACUUUCGCCCGUCAAAGGUGUUUCGAAAAUGGAUUCUCAUCGAUCAAGCAUAUAUACGCGUAGAUUCAUAUCGCUUGGAAAAACAAUUCCUGGACGGUUGAGCGAACGGCGAUGCAAUCGUAGGUCGGCAAAUUCACCAGCCAGCAGCAGCAGGUGCAACUUUCUUCCGACUGCCGGACGUAAGGGAGAAACGAAGGGAAUAAACGGUACUCAUAACUUUACGAUACUUUACUCCACCGUCACAAUAUUUAUCAACGCAUCCUCUCAAGCAUCAUCGUGAGUAGCAUGGGCUACCAACUUGCAUAAAAUAUCGUUGAAUAAAGACGUUGUUAAGCUCUUAUUGGAUACUGAACCAGUCUCUCAAUUUAAUGCUUCACCCAAACAUUCAAGAA